AUGUGGAUUUCAAUUGUUAUAUUUUAUAUUAUAACUUUAUUACUAUCUUUACUAGGUUUACAGUUACAUAUAAAUAUCUUUAAAUAUCCUUUAUAUUUAACUAUUCCAAUUACUUUGGCAGUUUUUAUUCCUUUAUCAAUUAUAUUUUUAUUACCUUUGGAUUAUAUUGGUUUUAAUUACAAUUUAAACAAUAAUAAUAAUAAUUUAUGGUUCAGUUUAUCAAAUAAUAUAAUUUUAUUACUUUGGAAAUUAAAUUAUUGGAUUACUUUUUUAUUAACUUGGUUAAUUUUACCAUUUUUACAAGAAUUUUUUAAAUCAGGUCAAAUUUCAACAAUUGGUAAAAUAAAAGAUUCAAUUAUUUCAAAUUUAAAAUAUCAAAUUAUAUUAAUUGGAAUUUUUAUAAUUUGUAUUAUAUAUUUAUAUUUUGAAAUUGGUUUGAAUUUCACAAGUUUAAAAUUAAUGGUUAUUGCAGUAUCUCAUUUAUAUUCUUUAAUAUUAGCUACUUGGUUAAUGGGUCAUGGAUUAAUUAGUAUUCCAAGAAUUAAAUGGAUUCAAGGUUCAAAUAUUAAAAACUUAAAUUAUAAUUAUUUAAAAAUUCCAAAAAUUUUAGAUGAAUUGGAAGAUUUAAAAAUGAAUUUAAAAGAUGAUAUAUUAACAAUUUUAAAAUUACAAAGAAAUUUAAAUAUAGAUGAUGAAGAUUUCAUUUAUCGUGAUUAUAUUUUGAAUUUAUAUAAUAAAAUACCAAUUGAUUUAAAAAAUCAAGUUGAAAAACAAUAUUUACACGAUACUUCAAAUAUUGAAAGAAAUGAAAUAAAUGAAAAUUUCUUAAUUAAAUUAAGUUCUCAAUUUAAUUUGAAUUUACAUAAAUUGAUUGGAACUGAAUCAGAUUUUAAUUUAAUUGUUAAUAAAAUUGUAAAAUUAGAGGAUAUUCUAAAUUCAAUUACUUUCAAACGAUUAAAUUUCAGAACUGAAAGCAAUAGAGUAUUAAUUAACAGCAAAUUUAAUUUUUAUUACUGGUAUUAUAUAUAUCCUAUAUCAGCAAGAUUAUUUUCAAUUUUACUUGGAUUAUUUUCAAUUAUAAUACUCGAAAGUGAGUUUUUCCAUUCAACUAAAUAUUCAUUAAUUCAAAUCAUUAUAAAUAAAGUUUCACUGUCACCAACUAUACAAUUUUUCACGAUGUUAACAUUAUUUUCUUAUAUUUUAAUAUCUUCAUUAAAUUCAUUAACUAAACUAAAAAUUUUUAAUAUUUAUAAUUUAGUUGCUUUUAAAUCGGAUCCAAUUAGUGUAUGUUGGUAUACUACAUAUAUUGCAAGAUUAACAAUUCCAUUAAGUUAUAACUUUUUAACAUUAUUUAUUAUAAGAAAAUCGAAUUUUGAAAAUUGGUAUGGUCAAUCAAUUCAUUUAACAGGAUUAUUUAAUUAUUUAAAUAAUUGGUUACCAAGAUUAAUUUUAAUACCUGUAUUAUUAGCAAUUUUUAAUGUUUAUGAAAAAUUAAAGAAGAAACUUGGUUUUAAUAAUUUUUAUGAUUCUUGGAUUGAAUUUAAUGAUGAAGAUGAACAAGAAGAAAUAAAUUCAAAUAAUUUAGAAUUAAAAAGAAAAGAUUUAAUUAUUGUUGAAGCAAAAAGAAUUGUAAAUAGAGAAUUACAAAAGAGACAAUUGAAUUUAAAACCAUUUAAUUUAACAAAUAAUAAUAAUAAUAAUAAUAAUGACUUGUUAAAUACAACAAAUAAUAAUAAUUAUGCUGAUUUGAAUUAUAAUAGAAAUCAACAACAAUUUAAUGAUGAAUUAAUGAAUAGAGAUAGAAUAGAUGAAACGAAUUAUGAGAAUAAUAAUUAUGAGAAUAAUAAUAAUGAAAAUUAUCAAGAUGAAGAUGAAGAUGAAGAUGAUAUUUAUUAUGAUGGAAUAAUAUCAAGUAAUAAUAAUAAUAAUUAUAAUAAUAAUUAUAAUAUUAAUAAUAAUCAACAACAACAACAACAACAACAACAACAACACCAAAAUAUAUGGACAAAUGUUAAAAAUUCAAUAGGUGGUCUAUUUAAUAGAAAUAAUCAACCUUAUAGAGAUGAACCAUUAGAAGAAUUUAAUUAUGAUGAUGAUGCAAACGAAAAUUUAAUUUUAUAG
Molecule: messenger RNA, 2121 nt
Organism: Insectozyma verbasci
Lineage: Eukaryota; Fungi; Ascomycota; Pichiomycetes; Serinales; Debaryomycetaceae
Source: the annotation of a GenBank genome assembly